GGCCCAGGGGCGCCGAUGGGGGCGACGGCGCCCCCCCGCGGCCCGCUGCUGACACUGCUGACACUGCUGAUCCUGCUGCUGCCGCUGCCGGUGGUGCCGGGGGGCCCCGGCCUUGCCCCCGGCCGCGCCUUGGUGGUCCCGCACAGCCACAUGGACGUGGGCUGGGUGUUCACCGUUCAGGAGAGCAUGCAGGCUUACGCAGCCAACGUCUACACUUCCGUGGUGGAAGAAUUGACCAAAGGAAAACAGCGCAAAUUCGUUGCGGUAGAACAAGAGUUUUUUCGGCUGUGGUGGUACAACAUAGCUACGGAGAUCCAGAAACAGCAGGUGUCUCAGUUACUGCAAGAAGGACGCCUGGAAUUUCUCAUCGGCGGCCAAGUGAUGCACGAUGAAGCGGUGACGCUAAUCGACGACCAGAUUUUGCAGUUAACAGAAGGACACGGGUUUUUGUACGAAACCUUUGGGAUUCGGCCUGAGUUUUCUUGGCACGUUGAUCCUUUCGGAGCGUCUGCUACUACCCCGACUGUGUUCGCCCUGGCCGGCUUUAAUGCCCACCUCAUCUCCCGAAUCGACUACGAUCUGAAAGAUGCCAUGCAGAGAGACAAGAAACUGCAGUUUGUGUGGCGAGCCUCUCCUUCCUUAUCAGAAAAUCAGGAGAUCUUCACUCAUGUUAUGGACCAAUAUAGCUACUGCACCCCAUCGUACAUUCCCUUUUCUAACAGGUCUGGAUUUUAUUGGAAUGGUGUUGCCGUCUUCCCAAAUCCUCCAAAAGAUGGCAUUUACCCAAACAUGAGUGUCCCGGUCACCAAUGCCACCAUUGACCUCUAUGCACAGACCAUGGUGGCAAACAUUAAAGAGAGAGCAGCUUGGUUCGCCACAGACGAUGUCCUCUGGCCAUGGGGAUGCGACAAACAGUUCUUUAACGCAUCGGUUCAGUACUCCAACAUGGACCGUCUGCUUGACUACAUCAAUGAGCGGGUGGACCAGUUUGGAGUCACGGUGCAGUACGCCACUCUGGGAGAUUACUUCCGGGCCGUUUUCCAGAGGAAGGCUGUGUGGACCGUCCGGAACCAUCAGGACUUUCUGCCUUAUUCGACAGAAGCGUUCCAAGCGUGGAGUGGAUUCUACGCAUCCCGCGGCCAGCUGAAGGGCCGGGCUCGGAGGGCCAGCGCCCUGCUUUGGGCGGCGGAGUCCAUGCUGACCCGCUCCCUCCGGACGGCCUCUCCCGGCACCGUGGAUCCCGCCUGGGCCCUGCAGCAGCUCCGCAGCCUCCGUUGGGCCGUGUCCGAGGUUCAGCAUCACGAUGGCAUAACAGGCACCGAGUCCCCCAAGGUGCGAGACAUGUACAUGAAGAACUUAAUGGAAGGAAUGCGUGCUGUGAAGAAGCUGAUGGCGUCCAUUAUAUCCAACAUGGUCCAAGAGGAGGAGAAGGAAAAGGCACAAGCUUCCGUUGAUGACAACAAUUCCGGCAGACAAGGUUCUAGAAACGGUGACUAUUACGCAGUGGUUUAUAAUCCUUUGGCCUGGACCAUCACGACUUUUGUUACGGUUUCCCUGGACUACGUGGAAGUCAGCGUCUUCGAUGAGCUCGGGUACCCCGUGCCUGCCCAGAUCCAAAACUCUACCGACUCUCCAGCUGCCUACGACCUGUAUAUCCUGGUCACCAUCCGGGGUCUCAGCUAUCGGCGCUUCAACAUCCGAGCGUCCAAGCCCUCCGACGUCGGGUCGGCCUCCGUCGCCAGAGCGAUGCGGUUCGGUCGAAAAACAGCAAACCCUUCCCGUCCACGUGGUAACCGGCUGUUUCCUGUGGGAAACGAUUGCUAUGAUGUGCUAAUGGACCUAGACACCAAUUUAAUUCACAGUAUCACUGAUCGAGAAGCCAAGAGGACCGUCAAGGUGACCCAGCAAUUCCUGGAAUAUCACGCCAAUGGAGACGUUAGACGAGGACCUAUUUCCGACAACUACCUGUUUGCUCCCAGUGGACCAGCCGUCCAAGCCAGCCAAGCAGUGGGCCUGGAAAUUGUCGCUGGAAAACUAGUGACAGAGGUUCGGCAGUAUUUUUACAGGAACGUCACAUCCCAGGAUUACCAGUACGCCGCCUAUUCGAGAAUCUUCAACAUCCCAGAGGGAUACGAUGGAGAACUGGCCUGUCACCGGAUAGAGCAGGAAUACCGGGUCGGGCCUUUGGAUAUGAACCGGGAGGCCAUCCUGAGGACCAGUACGAAUUUAAACAGCGGGCAGAUCCUCUACACGGAUAACAAUGGAUACCAGAUGCAGAAGAGGCCCUUCAAGGCUUACGUGAAUAACUCCGUGGCGCGGAACUAUUAUCCGAUGGUCCAGGCGGCUUUCAUCGAGGACGACGAGGGGAGGUUGACGCUGCUGUCGGAGCGAUCUCACGGGAUCUCGAGUCAGGCCGACGGGCAAGUGGAGGUCAUGCUGCACAGGCGUCUGUGGAACAACUUGGAGUGGGACCUGAAUUACAAUCUCACCCUGAACGAUUCAUCCGUGGUGCGGCCCACCCUCUGGCUCCUUCUAGGCUCCAAACCCGCCACCACCGCUCUAUAUCCGCGGAGCUCCUUGGCUCUGGAGCACAGGCCGGUGGUCAUGGUGGGCUGGUUGCCGGCUAACACGCGGUGGAAACCAGGGCCAAUUCCUGAAGAAGCCCUGGCCCUCCCCCCGAAUCUUCACCUGCAGAUCCUGAGCAUCCCGGGCUGGACGUACAGCUCCAAUCACACCGAGCACCUCCAGUGCCUGCGGAAAGGCCACUGCGGAGAGACGGCAGAGGCCAACUCGGAGCGUGUCCUCGUCCGCCUCCGACACUUGUACGAGGCGGGAGAAGAUCCCAUCCUGUCUCAGCCGGCAACUGUCAAUCUGAAGACCUUCCUGCGGGAGCUGGGGACGGUGGUGGUUGUGGAAGAACGCUCUCUCACGGGAACGUGGGAUGUAAACACCCUCAGACGCUGGAAGUGGCGGACAGCCGGUCACCGAGGCAAAGGAUUUUCAGAUGCCGCAAAGAAGAUCACAGAUUACACCGUCACUCUUCACCCCAAGGAAAUCAAGACCUUUUUCAUAUAUUUUCAAAAACAUUAAAAAUCUGGAAAAUUA
Tachyglossus aculeatus (Australian echidna) is the source of this 3105-nucleotide messenger RNA. RefSeq names its product mannosidase alpha class 2B member 2 (gene MAN2B2). The record is from RefSeq and is a predicted model, not a curated record. Bases 16 to 3090 code for a protein of 1024 amino acids. The transcript is spliced from 19 exons. Gene Ontology annotation, molecular function: alpha-mannosidase activity; carbohydrate binding. Gene Ontology annotation, cellular component: lysosome. Gene Ontology annotation, biological process: mannose metabolic process. NCBI's taxonomy places the organism in Eukaryota, Metazoa, Chordata, Mammalia, Monotremata, Tachyglossidae.